Messenger RNA from Haemonchus placei, 163 nucleotides. The record is from the annotation of a GenBank genome assembly. NCBI's taxonomy places the organism in Eukaryota, Metazoa, Nematoda, Chromadorea, Rhabditida, Trichostrongylidae.
GACGCCAAUGAUUCGCAUCCCUAUGACUUGGACGAUGUGUUGUUUGCAAAAUUCGCAGAAUUGGACCAAAAAGUGGCGAUGCUUCGAGAAGAAAUGGACGGUAUCGCUAUGCUGUUGGAAAGACGGAAAAGGUAAAACGUUACACCUUCUAUUUAUAUAUUGA